Ctenocephalides felis (cat flea) is the source of this 2559-nucleotide messenger RNA. RefSeq lists its product as uncharacterized. Bases 1 to 2559 code for a protein of 852 amino acids. The record is from RefSeq and is a predicted model, not a curated record. Gene Ontology annotation, biological process: phosphorylation. The transcript is spliced from 14 exons. Lineage: Eukaryota; Metazoa; Arthropoda; Insecta; Siphonaptera; Pulicidae. Gene Ontology annotation, molecular function: ATP binding; kinase activity.
AUGCUUUACAAUAAGCUGCCACUAGAUCAUCCCGAUACCGUGAUUGCAAAUAAUAAUUCGCGAGGUUGGAGCGCUGGAGGUCUCAGACUGAGUGUAUUGGAACCCUAUAGAAAAUGGAGGGUCACUUUCAAUGGUCUUUUAAGAAGUGGACAAGCGAAGUUUUGGGGAGACGAGAGUUCGGAAGUAGUGCAUGUCCGUUUCAACUUCAUAUGGACAGCCGCGUCUACGCCAAUGUCGUGGCCGCACGACUGGAGUCCUCAGCUAUUUGCUGAUGCCAUUGCUAGGGAACCCUGGAAAGAUGGAAACUGGUUGAACAUGAUAUCCAGACAUCCAACUGGAGGAUAUGACCAGUUCGGAUGCUUAAGUGGAACUUUCGAGGCCAGUGAUUCUUACUCGGUAGACAUUUCGUUGCCUGGUGUAAGAGCUAGAAGAUGGGGACCUCACAAAGCAUCUUACAUGCAUCGAACUGCUUCUUUUGUUGGAGUUUUUGGAGAUGGAAGGAUAUUCCUGGUCGAAGCCAAUUCCGCGUUGCAUGCACUUACACAUUACGUAUACGGAAUUGUCAGAAUGCCCAAUGGUGAAGUUCAUCCAGUAGACUAUUGUGAUUUGAGUCUACUUCAUAUUGCUGAAGACAGAACUAAUAUACCUAAAAAGUAUACUUUAAAUUUUCGUGUUGAUGGAAUUUAUUUCAAUAACUCACUUGAGUUGCAAGUUGGGGAUCAAGCUCGCGUUUUUGGUGGCCGCCCUUGGGAAUGGGAAGCGUCAUUAGUCCCCUUGAAUUGCCAACAAGGGGGAUCUUCUGGUGUUGGAAUUGCACAGUUAUGGUAUCAAUAUCAAGGAGAGUGUCCAGUUCCCAAUACACCUCGUGUACGACAUCUGGUGCCAACGACCAUAAUUCCAGCAUUACCACCUCUUAUAUUAGAUCUCAAAGAACAUGCGGCUCGCUGCGUUUCACUGGUUGGUGGUAAAGCAGCAUCGUUGGCUCUUUUAGGAAGCGUACAAACUAACGAUUAUAAUGUGCCUGAAGGAAUUUGUUUAACAGUUAAUGCCUUAAAUAUUCAAUUAGAACAUUACGAUCACUUAAGUAAAGCUGUAGAACGAAUACAAAAUGUCAGUUGUGGAAUAGUUGCUGGUGAUCUGGAAGAUGUUUGCAAAAAGGCUGUAAUUGCGCUACAAACCGCCCAGAUUGUAGAUUCUAUACAAGAACAGUUACACAAAUCUCUUGUGGAAUUGCGGAAACGUUCGCCAACAAACGCUCGUUUUGCUGUUCGUUCUUCAGCCAUUUGUGAAGAUUCUGAUGAAUUAUCUGCUGCAGGACAAUGCGAAUCUACUUUAGGAUGCUUGACGGAUUUAGAUAUUGCAGAUGCAGUCAAGCAAUGUUGGGCAUCCUUAUUUGCCUAUAGAAGCGUGCAUUACCGAAGACAUUAUGGUCAGGUGAUAAACUGUGGAAUGGGCGUCGUAAUUCAAGUUAUGGUUCCUGCUGAAAAAGCUGGUAUUAUGUUUACCAGACAUCCAGUUAGUGGUGAUCCAAGUCAAAUAUACAUUACUGCCAAUUAUGGCCUUGGCGUGAGUGUGUCGUCUGGAGAUGUAGAACCUGAUACCAUAAUCAUUCGUCGCGAUUGGCAUGAUCGCGUCGAAUUUGGUUCCGCAAUGCGCGGUGAUAAGUCACACGUAGUUAUCAUGAAGGAAAAUCAAUCAGAAAAUAACGAAGAAUGUAAUAAAUCAAACGGCAUAGAAACACGACCACUAACCGAAGAAGAAUCUCGGAGACAAGCGUGUUUAAGUCAAGAUGAGGCCUUGCAAUUAGCAGAAUUGGGUGUUGUACUUGAAUCACUUUAUGGAGCUCCACGAGAUGUCGAGUGGGCUAUAUGUGAUAAGGGUGUAAUACAUUUGCUGCAAGCUCGUCCCAUUACGGCUACAGCACGAUUUUCUGACCGCGAGCUUUUGCAUGAACUAGAUACUCCUACAAUGACAUCUGAAGAAGUGACAUCAUUUGGCGGUGCCGCCGAGACUUUCCCGGGGGUUGCAACGCCAUUAACUCUAAGUGCUAUUUUGCCGCGCCUCGAUAGACCAUUAGUCGUACUACGGCUAGGAAAACCUGCCGCUCGAGCCUUACAUGCGAUGGUAGUUUCGCAUCAUCGAGUAUCUUCUAGUCCAGUUACGCAUCUUAUGACAAAUUCACAAGAUCCUGGCGGUAUAAGUGAUCUUAAAAGAGAUCCGAUGCAUCUUGCGGUUUGCGGAGCACGUAGCACUAACCGAAACCACAGAAAUAGUAAACAAUCUAUUCAAAAUGAUAAUAUAGAUCGCUUGCGCCUACUUCUCGACGUUGUUAAGUCAACGUGGAAUGUGAAGAAGCACGUGCAAGAUCUACAAGCUUUUCUAGAUGAAUUCGAAUUAGAUCAAGAUCGUUGCGAAACAGCCCUGGAAUUGUAUCAGAGAAUUACUGACGAUUUACCCCAUUUGGGUUAUGUCGCAAUGCUACACUAUAGAUGUUCCGCUGUUAGUGUUAUUAGUCACGUUAUUGCUAUGCUGAUAUUGACAGAAAAAAAUAAAGAUUGA